UUAUGGGCUAAAAGGGUCAGUUGGGUCAAUACCCAUAUCUUUAAAGGACAGUUAAAAUUUAUUCUUUGUGUGUAUAAAUACUAGCUAGUUUGUUGUGCCAUUUUAGGUCAUAUUACAUUAUUACUCCAAAUAUUUAGUGCAUAGAGCUUGUUAAGUUAGUGUGAAGGUACCUUAAUGGGGGAGUUCAAGCACUUGGUGGUGGCAAAGUUUAAGGAUGAAGUGGUUGUGGAAGACAUUAUCAAAGGGAUGCAAGAUCUUGCCUCGGAAAUCGAUACAGUCAAGUCCUUCGAAUGGGGACAAGAUUUGGAGAGCCACGAGAUGCUCAGGCAAGGAUUUACACACUCAUUCUUGAUGGCAUUCAACACCAAGGAAGAUUACACUACAUUUCUCGCUCAUCCUAAGCAUGUUGAGUUUUCAGCCACAUUUUCUACGGUGAUUGAGAAGGUCAUCUUGCUAGAUUUUCCUACUGUCCUUGCCAAGCCUAUCAAGCCAUCGUCGGAAACCGCCGAGCCAACGGCUGCUUGAGAGACGCAACACCAGCACCGGAAGCUUAAACUUCAUUUCCUAGUAAUAUGGUAUUUUAAGUGGUACCAUUAGAUAUAAUAUAUGUACCCUUCUUUUGUUUUUGCUUAAGAGUGAGAUUUUUGCAUGGUGUGACAUGCAUUACCUUUCAUGUUGAUCACCAUAAUGCACAAAUGUUAAUUGACUUGUCUUGUUA
This is a messenger RNA of Beta vulgaris subsp. vulgaris (sugar beet), 718 nucleotides long. RefSeq lists its product as hypothetical. Lineage: Eukaryota; Viridiplantae; Streptophyta; Magnoliopsida; Caryophyllales; Amaranthaceae. Bases 175 to 525 code for a protein of 116 amino acids. The record is from RefSeq and is a predicted model, not a curated record. The transcript is spliced from 2 exons.